This is a messenger RNA of Trichosurus vulpecula (common brushtail), 3806 nucleotides long. RefSeq names its product NACHT, LRR and PYD domains-containing protein 3-like. Gene Ontology annotation, molecular function: protein binding. Bases 127 to 3318 code for a protein of 1063 amino acids. Gene Ontology annotation, biological process: regulation of inflammatory response. Gene Ontology annotation, cellular component: cytoplasm. NCBI's taxonomy places the organism in Eukaryota, Metazoa, Chordata, Mammalia, Diprotodontia, Phalangeridae. The transcript is spliced from 9 exons. The record is from RefSeq and is a predicted model, not a curated record.
CUCCUCUUUCUGUUCCUUGACCACCCCUUCCCUAGGAAAGGUGGGAAGGAAGGAAGAGGGGGUCCUGUGCCCUGCACCCUGUGCCCUCUCUCUGUUCUGGGUCCAGGCAGCCCACCAAGGCCCCGGAUGAUGGAGAGCAGUGUGUGCAGACUGGCCAGGUACCUGGAGGAGCUGACCACUGAGGAGCUCAAGAGGUUCAAGCUGGCUUUGACAGCCUGGGGCCACCAGGACUCUCAGUGGGCCCGGAUCCCCAGGGGCCAGAUAGAGAAGGCAGACUGCCCGGACCUGGCUGUGCUCCUGGUCACUCACCACGGAGCUGGAGGUGCUUGGCAAGUGGCCCUUCAGGCUUGGGAGAAGAUGGGCCUGAGGCAGCUGUGGGAGCAAGCACAGAAAGAGGUCCCACCCUCGGAUGCUGCUGAGGCCCAGGGUCUGGAUGCAUGGUUGGCAGAAGAGGAGGUGUCUACAAGGUCAGAAGGAGAGUCAGGUUACAAGGAGAAGUACCACAAACAAGUGAGGAAGAAAUUCCAGGUCCUGGAGGAAAGAAAUGCACGCCUGGGUGAGUGGGUUUACCUGACUCACCACUACACUAGGCUGCUCCUGGUGAGGGGCCAUGCCAGCCCUUGGAGCAGAGAGAGGGAGCUGCUGGCCUCUGGGGGGCUGCAUGGGCACCUCAGGGAGGAGCGUAGAAGGCCCAUUGAGCUUGAGGCUCUCUUCGAUGCUGACCAAGGGGAAGGAGUCAGCGCCCCAACUACCGUAGUGCUGCAGGGGGUAGCAGGUAUUGGCAAGACCACCCUGGCCCGGAAGGUGUUGCUGGACUGGGCAUCGGGCACUCUCUACCCUGGCCAGUUUGACUAUGCUUUCUACGUCAACUGCCGGACUGUGGAGGUGGCAGCCCAGAAGAGCCUGGCAGAGCUGCUCUUGGGCUGGCUCGAGAGCACUGGCCCAGCUUCAGGGGCUGCCCCUCUGCCCGCCAUGCUGGCUCGGCCUGAGCGCUUGCUCUUCGUCCUUGAUGGCUUCGAUGAGCUUCUCUGGGGCGCUGGGGGGCAGGAGGAUGGGGCCUGGGUCCCAAGGGAGGAGAAGCAGCGGGUGGAUGUCCAUCUGAGGAGACUGUUGGGAAAAAGGCUGCUCCCUGAGUCUUCCCUGCUCAUCACCACGCGGCCCAUGGCACUGGAGAAACUGCAAGCACUGCUGGAACAGCCCCGGGUGGCCGAGGUCCUGGGCUUCCGUGCUUCGGAGAGAAAGGCCUAUUUCUACAAGUACUUCCCAGACCCGGGGCAGGCUGAGCGAGCCUGGGCCGCUGUGCAGGCCAAUGAGGUCCUCUUCACCAUGUGCUUUGUGCCUCUGGUGUGCUGGACUGUGUGCACUGGACUACAGCAGCAGAUGGAGAGGGGCGAGGCCCUGGCCCAGACGGCACGGACCACCACUGCCAUCUACACUGCUUUUCUCUCCAGCCUCUUGCAUCCAGACCGGCACAGCCCGCCCAGGAGCCGGCCUGCUGGCCUCCGGGGCCUCUGCUCCUUGGCAGCCACUGGACAGCGGGAGCAGAGGCUUUGGUUCCGGGAGCAGGACCUGACGCGCCACGGGCUGGACUUGGCCACCGUCUCCACCUUCCUGCACAUGGAUCAGUUCCAGCACGAGGCCGAGUGCGAGGGCACCUAUAGCUUCUUCCACUCUACUUUCCAGGAGUUCUUCGCUGCCCUGUUUCUGGUGCUGCAGCAGCCUCAAUGGCCCUUCCAUCGUCGCCUGCGGCAGCUGUUGAAGGGCCCCUCCAGUUUGGAGGCUGACCUCCCCCUGACUGUCCGCUUCCUCUUUGGGCUCUCAAGCCGGGAGAGAGCUGGCACCCUGGAGAAAUUGGUGGGGGGCCCCGUCCCCCGGGGGAGCCAGCAUGUCCUGCUGAAAUGGAUCCGGGUGCAGGCAGCCCAGUGCCCCGGGAGGACAAAGACCCUGGAGCUGUUGUACUGCUUGUUUGAGACCCAAGAGCCCGAGUUCGUCCGGAGAGCCAUGGCCUGUUUCAGGGAAGUGAAGGUGAGAGUGUGCACCAGGAUGGAUGGCCUGGUGGUUGCCUUCUGCCUUCGAGGCUCCCAGAGCACCCUCACUGUUGAGCUGGAUGGUCUGGGAUCUGGAGCUGCAGGCCUGGACCUCCCAGAGCUGGGCCUUGCUGAUCAGGAAGCUGGGACCUGUUCCUUAAAGGAUGUGUGCAAAGACUUCUCCUCUGGGCUCUGGGUACGAAGGAGUCUUUGUGAGCUGGGCCUAGGAGAGGAUGCCCUGGGGGAUUCUGGAAUGAGGUGGCUGUGUGAAGACCUCAAGCGGCCCAGGUGCCCAUUGCAAUCACUCAGGUUGCUGAACUGCUGGCUUACUUCAGAUUUUGCUGGGAGCCUCUCCAGUGCCCUUAGCAUGAGUCAGACCCUGACAAGGCUGGAUUUGAGUUACAAUCCCCUGGAAGACCAGGGAGCAGCAGCGAUCUUCAGGGUACUGGAACACCCCAGCUGCAAGCUUCAGAGUCUGUGUCUGAAGAAAUGCCACCUCAGCGAGGAGUCAUGUGAGGGACUUGGUUCUGUCCUGGGCAUCAGCCAGACCCUGCAGUGGCUGGACCUGAGCUUUAAUGCUCUGGGAGACCAAGGCGUCGGGCUGCUGUGUUGGGGCCUGCGGCAGGCCAGCUGCCAACUGCAGACACUCAGGUUGGGAAAUUGCAGCCUCACUGGCCAAUGCUGCCUUGACCUGGCCUCGGUGCUCAGCCUGGGACCCAAGCUGCUCUGGCUCCACCUGAAGAACAAUGCCCUCGGAGACUCGGGCUUGCAGUGGCUGUGCCAAGGCCUCAGGGCCCCCCACUGCAGGCUGAGGAAACUCAACCUGGUCAACUGCCGCCUCACCGCUGCCUGCAGCCCCAGCAUCUCCUCUGUCCUCAGUGUUCCCAACAGCAUUGAGUUCCUCCUCCUCAGUGGCAAUGACUUGGAAGACAUGGGGAUUCGGGAGCUGUGUCAGGGCCUGAGGCACCCCAACUGUAGAGUGUGGGAGCUGAAGGUCCAGAUGUGUGGGCUCACCUGGAUGGGCUGUGAGGCCCUGGCCUCCACGCUGUGCAGUUGCCCCAGCCUGAGACGUCUGGACCUCAGUGACAGCUCCCUGGGGGAGGAAGGCACGAAGUGGCUUUGCUGGGGCCUGAGGCAACCCAGCUGUCGGCUGCAAAGCCUCAGGUUGUUCAGGUCGGUCCUGAGCGAGGCAGCCAAGGCUGAGCUGGAAGCUGUGGCCAGAGCCAAGGUUGGCAUGGAGAUCUCCUACCAGAGUAGCGGUUGGAGUGGGUUACACUUCAUGGAGUGCUGAGCCUCCUCUGAUCAGGGGCUGAGCAGACGGAGCAGGAGGAGGUGGCCUUGCCUCUCCCCGCCCUGGGUGAAUGGGUUUCGGUGUCUCUGAAGUUUGGACUCCUCUUGUUUGGCUCCCCGGGGUAGGAUCUCAGAGCCCCCAGCUGCCUUUUGUUUCCCAUCCCUCUCCAGGAGCUGUGGCUCCCUAUUACCUCCAGGAUAAAGCACAAUGGCCAAUGCAGAUGGAGGUGAGCAUUUGAACCCCAGAGGCAUAGACCUAGGGUACCUCUACAUCAGUGGACAAGAACCACCAACACAGCCCAGCUCCAAGGUGGAGGAGCCUGGCCCCACAGAAGAGAUGGGACAAGCCACAUACGUUGCUUCUUAGCAGAGGUGGAGGCCCAUGUGUGUGAAACAGUGUAUUCAACACCAGAUUUUUUUUAAUUAUUUAUCAGUCUGCUGAAAAUAUUUCCUACUUUUCAAAAUUCCUUCUAGUAAGGAGUGGCUGUC